UUAAUUGUUCUUGAUGUCGGUGGCCUCAAAUACAAAACACAAAAGAUCACACUUGGAGCUUCUCCGUAUUUUCGCAACCUCUUGACCCGAUGGGAGAAUUGCAGCGAUAAGCAGGAGGACAACUCGUACUUUGUUGACGCAGACCCCGAUACGUUUCAGUAUGUCUUGGAUUUCAGGCGACGUCCGUCAAGAUACCCUCUGUACUGGACAAAAGAGACAGGUUUUGACUACGCACUCUACAACAAACUCGAAGCAGAAGCCGAUUACUUCCUUCUCCAUGACCUGCGCAACUGA
Messenger RNA from Exserohilum turcica Et28A, 294 nucleotides. RefSeq lists its product as uncharacterized. The transcript has a single exon. The annotation marks the transcript as partial. The record is from RefSeq and is a predicted model, not a curated record. NCBI's taxonomy places the organism in Eukaryota, Fungi, Ascomycota, Dothideomycetes, Pleosporales, Pleosporaceae. Gene Ontology annotation, molecular function: protein binding. Gene Ontology annotation, biological process: protein homooligomerization.